AGCUUUUUCUUUGUUGACCUGUUUCUAUGACGUGGAGAGGAAUGAGGUGUUUUUUCCCUUUCGCAGGUGGCGUUACGGGGUGGAGGCAGUACUAUUGAAGCCUGGCUUGUGUCUCUCUCUAUACGGGGAAAGACGAGAAUUGGUCAGGGAUAUGUGCUGUCAGCGCGAGGCCGUCGGAGAAUAGGCACGAUACGCAGAGAAAAUGGAUAUAUAAACCGGUCAAUGGCACCGCAAAAAUAUCCUCUCCAUUCGCAUCGCACCGCAUCAGCCUUCACUCUCCCAUCGCUUCAAUCCAAUCGUUUUUCCUCGCUCAAGCUCAACCAAACCACCAAGUUCAAAAUUCCCCCGACCUGCGGCACCUGCAAUCCGAUCUCGGGCCAGAACAGCUGCGACAUCACCACCUCGUGCAUCAAUACGGGCACUCGCUUCCACUGCGCCUGCCGCGCCGGCUACAAGGCCUCCAGGAACAACAACGACAUCCGGAAGCAGUUCCGUCUGAACGUCCCCAACUACCAGUUCCUGGUCUUCACCCCCGAGUCCACCGAGUGCAACACCCUCUGCGAUAACCAUAACGGCGCCGGCCCCAACCUCUGCGCUGAGGUGCCUAUCCGCAACCAGUGCCCGGUUUAGAUUUCUGCUUUGGGUGUUGGUGUUGGUUCUGAUUUGGAGCAGCGUUUGGCUCUAGUGGUCGGGUGGUGAAAGGUUUGGGGUUUGUUUAGUAGUUGGU
Molecule: messenger RNA, 727 nt
Organism: Aspergillus steynii IBT 23096
Lineage: Eukaryota; Fungi; Ascomycota; Eurotiomycetes; Eurotiales; Aspergillaceae
Product: putative adhesin
Exons: 2
Coding region: 223-630 (135 amino acids)
Source: RefSeq, a predicted model, not a curated record